AUGUGGUUUUUAUUUAACGUUGCAUUAUUUUUAAUGACUAUUUUAUUGAUUUUGAUUAAGGAUGUGAAAAAACCUAAAAAAUUUCCGCCAGGUCCAAAAUGGAAACCGUUUGUCGGAUGUCAUUUCGAAAUUAAAAAUUUAAUUAAAAAAUUGGGAUAUCAUCAUUUGGCAUGGGAAGAAUUAUAUAAUAAAUAUGGACCCCUGGUAGGUUUAAGAUUGGGAAAAGACAGGAUAAUACUCGUUUCUGGACAAUCAAAUGUGAAAAAAGUUUUAUUGAACGAAGAUUUCGAUGCUAGACCCGAUGGAUUUUUUUUCAGAAUGAGAAGUUAUAAACAAAGAUUAGGUAUCGUUUUCGUCGAAGGUAUACAUUUUCAAGAACAGAAAAAAUUUUGCAUGAUGACAUUGAAAAAAUUCGGUCUGGGUAAAAAAAUUAUGGAAGAUAUAAUCAUGAAAGAAGCAAACGAAUUGGUCUUAUCGAUAAGGGAAAAAUCUAAAGGAAAUAAUAAUAUUUUUCAAAUGAAAAACAUUUUCGACAUUGCCGUACUAAACAGUUUGUGGGCACUAAUGGCAGGCACAUUCGAUUUAAACGACGAAAAUUUAAGCUACCUCAUGGAUUUGGUUCACGAGGCUUUCAGACUUCUCGACAUGUCCGGCGGAAUAUUAAAUCAAAUGCCUUUUCUCAGAUUCGUAGCCCCCGACGCGACAGGAUACAACAGAGUCCUUUACGUCAUCAAUAAAUUGGAAGAAUUUUUGAAAAAAACCAUUCACGAACAUAAGAAAAAUUUAAAUAACGAAUCAACGGAUUUGAUCGACAUGUUUUUAAACGAAAUGAAAAAUGGACAAACGAAUUGUGGAAAAAAUUCAAGCUUUUCAGAUAAACAAUUAAUCAUAUUAUUAUUGGAUUUAUUCAUGGCGGGAUCGGAAACGACGAGUAAUAAUCUUUCCAUGGCCAUGUUGUACAUGAUCAUGUAUCCGAAUAUUCAAGAUAAAGUUCACGAAAACAUUGACUCCGUCGUAACCGGAAACAGAUUGCCAAAUCUUCAAGAUAGACCUUUGUUGAAAUAUGUUGAAGCAGUUUUAUUCGAGGUACAAAGGCACGGUUCGGUCGUGCCUAUAUCCGUACCUCACAGAUCAACCAAAGACGUUUAUUUCGACGACUACAUAAUUCCAAAAGACACGAUGAUUUUGGUAAAUUUACGAAGCGUUCACAUGGACAAAAAUCGUUGGGGAGACCCGGAAAAUUUUCGUCCGGAAAGAUUUAUCGAUUCCGAUGGGCAAAUCGUACAAAACGAAUGGUUUAUACCCUUCGGACAAGGGAGGAGGAGAUGCCUCGGAAAAGGUUUGGCUCGUUCGAGUAUGUUUUUGCUCUUUUCGGCCAUUAUGAAAAAUUAUCAAAUUAUAAAAGUUGACAAUCAUCUGUCACUGACGCCUCAAGAUGGAGUCACUUUAUCUCCUGGACCCUUUAGAGCCAUCAUCAAACCGAGAUUUUCAACCCCCAAGAAUCCGUCUUAA
Molecule: messenger RNA, 1512 nt
Organism: Pediculus humanus corporis (human body louse)
Lineage: Eukaryota; Metazoa; Arthropoda; Insecta; Psocodea; Pediculidae
Product: cytochrome P-450, putative
Exons: 8
Coding region: 1-1512 (503 amino acids)
Biological process (GO): xenobiotic metabolic process
Cellular component (GO): cytoplasm; intracellular membrane-bounded organelle
Molecular function (GO): heme binding; oxidoreductase activity, acting on paired donors, with incorporation or reduction of molecular oxygen, reduced flavin or flavoprotein as one donor, and incorporation of one atom of oxygen; iron ion binding
Source: RefSeq, a predicted model, not a curated record